Messenger RNA from Onychomys torridus (southern grasshopper mouse), 4005 nucleotides. RefSeq names its product tripartite motif containing 10 (gene Trim10). The transcript has 8 exons. Bases 1186 to 2682 code for a protein of 498 amino acids. Gene Ontology annotation, molecular function: zinc ion binding; protein binding. NCBI's taxonomy places the organism in Eukaryota, Metazoa, Chordata, Mammalia, Rodentia, Cricetidae. The record is from RefSeq and is a predicted model, not a curated record.
ACUUAUUGAUACUGUGGAGGAAUAUUAGCACGGAUAUGCUCAUGCUGGGAUUUCAGCACCCCCACAUAUACACCCCACUACACACACACAUUAAUAAUAACCAGAUAAUUUAAAGAAAAAAAUUAGCAGUCUAUUAGUGAGUAAUGUCAAUAUUCAGAAUAUCCAGUUGUCCCAAUAACAACCCUUUACAGUUCUGUCCCAUUGUGGCUCAGCUCAUAUUGGCAACUAGACAAUUUUAUAUUGCAUGUGUGCAAUAUGUGGCUUUCACUGAAUUAUUUUUCUUUUUCUCAAGGCACAUUUCAUGUAGCUCAGGCUAGCCUCCAAGGUACUAUGCAAGUGGAGGUGGGUCUUGAACUCCUGAUUUUACCCUCUCUCUCUCUCCCAAGUGCUGCGAUCACAGGCAUGUACCGCCCUGCCUGGUUGUACUUUGUGUUUCUGGUAGACUGCAUUACUCGGAAGACUCAUAGCUUUGGCUUGCAGAUGGAUCACAGUCACAGUUAUUUGUUCACCUCGGAUGAGGUGAGGUGACCUGGUGGAACUUGCAAAAUGGAGAUACAAGCAGCAGGAUGUGAUAGAGCAGAGCCCUCUUUAGAGGCCUGUCAUAGGCCUAUGGAGGCAUCACCACGGUUGCUUGUGUUGUGCAUAUACCAGCUCAAGAGCCUUAUCUGAGUCCCCACACACCCCUGUUCACUGGCUGUCAGGCCUGUGCUGGCUGAUACCUCCAAUCUCCCUGGAGGCAGGUGGCUGUGUUGCAGAGCUGAGGUGGCAACAGCCCUCUGUGAGUUAGGCUCCUCCCUGCCCCCAAAGAAAGGUCUCUUUUAACAGUGGACUGCUGAGAGACUAAACAUUCUCAUCUUUCUGUGAGCAGCUUCAGGCGGGCAGGAAGGGACGGUGAGCCCCAGGCCGUGGGAACUGGUCCAGAAAGUAACUUCAGCAAUCUCUGGAUGAUGCUAUGAACUCCUGGGCCUUCCUCUUCUGCUAUUUCCUCAUCUCUGCUGUUGGCAGGAGUGGUCUGCUCCUGGGAGAGCAAGACAAGGGGCCACUAGUGCCAGAGAUGCAAAUGGGUCCCUUGUCCAAGUGUGUGUGACUAUGUCUGUGCCCAGGCACGGUUUGCGUGUGGAGUGUAUUCUUCCCACCACACAGAGAUGGUGACUUCCGGGAAGCAGAAGGACCAGUAGGAUUGACAUGGCCUCAGCUCCGUCUGUGACUAGCCUCGCAGAUGAGGUCAACUGCCCCAUCUGCCAAGGCACCCUAAGGGAGCCGAUCACCAUUGACUGUGGCCACAACUUCUGUCGUGGCUGCCUCACUCGCUACUGUGAGAUCCCGGGCCCAGAACCGGAGGAGUCCCUCAGCUGCCCACUCUGCAAAGAGCCUUUCCGCCCUGGGAGCUUUCGGCCCAACUGGCAGCUAGCCAGUGUGGUAGAGAACAUCGAACGCCUUCAGCUGGCAUCCAGUCGAGGUCCGGAGAUGGAGGAUGCCUGUCCCGAACACGGGGAGAAAGUCUACUUCUUCUGCGAGGAGGAUGAGGCACAGUUGUGUGUGGUGUGCCGUGAGGCUGGACAGCAUAGGACUCACAUUGUGCGCUUCCUGGAGGAUGCAGCAGGUCCCUACAGGGAACAAAUACAGAAGUGUCUUAUGUGUCUAAGGAAAGAGAGAGAGGAGAUUCAAGAAAUCCAAUCAAGAGAAAACAAAAGAAUACAGGUGCUCCUGACUCAGGUGGCCACCAAGAGACAACAGGUGAUUUCCCAGUUUGCACAUCUGAGCCAGUUCCUAGAGGAACAACAGAGUGUCCUUUUAGCACAGCUGGAGAGGUUAGAUGGGGACAUCCUGAAGCAACAGGAAGAGUUUGAUUCCCUGGCCACGGGGGAGAUCUGCCGGUUCAGUGCCCUGAUCGAGGAGCUGGAGGAGAAGAACAGUCGGCCAGCGAGGGGGCUCCUGAUGGAUAUCAGAAGCACUCUAAUAAGAUGUGAAACUAGAAAGUGUCGGAAACCUGAGGCUAUAUCUCCAGAGCUGGGCCAGAGGAUCCGGGACUUCCCCCAACAGGCCAUCCCUCUGCAGCAGGAGAUGAAGACAUUUCUGGGAAAACUCUGCUUUGAGUUGGACUACGAGCCAGCCCAUAUUGCUCUAGACCCCCAGACUUCCCACCCCAAGCUCCUCCUGUCCGAAGACCACCAGAGGGCUCGGUUCUCCUACAAAUGGCAGAACUCACCAGAUACUCCACAGCGUUUCGAUCGGGCCACCUGCGUCCUGGCCCAGCGUGGCUUUACAGGAGGGAGACACACUUGGGUGGUGAGUGUAGACUUGGCCCACGGAGGCAGCUGCACUGUGGGGGUGGUGAGAGAGGACGUGCGGCGGAAAGGAGAGCUGCGGCUGAGACCAGAGGAAGGAAUAUGGGCGGUGAGACUGGCUUGGGGCUUUGUCUCCGCUCUGGGCUCCUUCCCAACAAGGCUGGCGCUAGAGGAGCAACCCCGGAAGGUACAGAUAUCUCUUGACUACGAGGUAGGCUGGGUGACCUUUGCCAAUGCUGUCACCCAGGAACACAUCUAUACCUUCACUGCCUCCUUCACUCGGGAGAUCUUUCCCUUGUUUGGACUCUGGGGCAGAGGGUCUAGUUUUUCCCUGAGCUGUCGAGAAGGUGCUGUUUCCCUCCUCGGAGCUCAAAGCUGGGAUCAAGCACCCUGAGGAGCUGACCCUGGGCUGGGUCACCAGGCACAAAACAUGACUGUUUUAGACAAUAGGGAUGGCAUGUGUCAGUAAGGGACAAGGUGCUAGGACCUCAAGUCUCUCGCUGCCCAAGUCUUUCCCCAGUGCCCAUCAGAUGGUCAGGGUAUCUAGGACUGGCUGCUGCUGUUCCCACCAUUGCCGUUAAUGUCUAUAGAUGUACAAACAGUGCUGGAUUGUAAGCCUGAAGACCUGGAUUCCAGAAGUCCUGUCAUCAACCAGUUGCGUGAUUUCAAGCAAAACACUUCACCUCUUCAUUUUGUUUUCUUCCAAAAAAUGCUAGUUAAUUUAUUCAUAUCUUCAAGAAAAAUUCUAGAGGAGUCGAUAUGAUCAAAAUACACUGUAUACAUGAAUGAAAUUCUGAAAGAAUAAAUAGAAUAUUAUUUGAAAAGGAAGCAUCUUCUCUUUUCUACCAUCAUGUGCCAUACACCUGACAUGGCUUCGUACCACGGCUUCUCACAUGACUUUCAGGACCAGUAUGUGCCUUUUUUUCUGCCACCUUUAUGCCAACCAACAUCAGCCAGUGGGUGUAGCUGCUGAAACCACAGGUGGUAGAUGAGUGCCCCAGCACCAAGUGGAGGUAGAUGAGCUGGGCAAAGUGCUGAUGCCCACCCACCUUGGCCAAGCACAUUUCAUGAGAUGGCCUUAACCCAGGGAAACUCCACACCUUAGUCCUCACAGACUCAGAGAGUCCCAGGAGGAAGGACCCCAAAUACAGGGAGUUUUCUGGUGGUCAAUAUGAAAGGCAAUGACAUCAGCAGUGGCAUGGUCCUUUCGGAUUAUGUGGGCUCUGGGCCCGCCAGUGACGCUGGCCUCUGCUGCUACGUCUGGUUGGUCUACUAAGAAGGACAAGCCAUGGAAGAGCGACAAACCCAUCUUCAGCAACAGGUCUGAAGAUCACAGUGGCAAGUUCAAGGAGCCAGUCUUCCAUAGGAAGAACCACCUGGGAGCCCCUGUGGCUGGCCUGUCUCACCAAACAGAAUGGGAUGACAAGGUGCACAAGCUGCACCAGCAACUGUCUGUAAGGGUGCUAUGGAGGCCAGUGGUCCUGGGGGCCCCUCACAACAUUGUCAGGUGGUGCAAAGCGUGCUAUUUCUCUCCUUCUUUCCUGCCUCCUCGUGGGGAGGGCAAAGGCCUAGUGGCAUCUCUACCUGGUUUAACAAGGAGAGACUCUGAGUCCAGAACCAGGCACAGUCAUCUUUGGAGAUGUGUUUUUAGGGUCUUGUCCCCAGUGAGACCAGUGUGAGCCAAACUAACUGGGCUAUCUGGAUGUGUUAACCUUGU